AUGGACGUUUGUUUGAACAGUUGUGACAUUAACUUAAUUCAUCAUUUUAGUUAUGCGCGGUCACCAAAGCUGAUCUUAUUCCCUCUCAAGGAGCAUGAUGAUCUGCGGUCACUAGACAAGGAUAGCUUUUUGCACAAACUGGAAAGCGCAGUGUACCCAGGUCUACUGAAAUAUACGUCAUCCCAGGAGUCGCAACCUGAUGUUACAUUUGCUGGCAUAGAAUCUUCAUCCGACUUAAUCGUGGCUGACUCUUACCCUCAGUCAGAUUUCCGCAGUUUGGCCAAUGCCUAUUUGAGCUUGGGUGCCACGAGGUCAGACUUGCAUAGACAACCUCGGGUGGAGUAUGAUCGCAACGGUGCAUUCAUAUCUCUGUUUCCACCAGUCAAGAAUAUUCGUUUUCCGGCACCGGGGCCCCGCGUGACCGUUUGGGCCCACCUAUUCUCCAACCUGUAG
Dicrocoelium dendriticum is the source of this 453-nucleotide messenger RNA. The record is from the annotation of a GenBank genome assembly. NCBI's taxonomy places the organism in Eukaryota, Metazoa, Platyhelminthes, Trematoda, Plagiorchiida, Dicrocoeliidae.